GGGACGGUGGCCGGGGCUGGCAGGGAGCAAGAGCCGGCUGCACGGAGGGAGCAGGUGGAGAGACAGCCCCGUGGCUCCCAUGGCACCCGGCCCCUUCCCUGCAGCCCUGCGCCCGCUGCUUGCCUCCGCCCCGCGGCCCCUGGCUUGGAUGCACGGGCUGGUGUCUUCUGGGGGACUGAUGCUUUCUGUCCAGACUCCCCACCGAUGGCUCUGAUCUACUUUGCUGCCCCCUCGACGCCCAGCCUGGGACCCUCGGCCUCUCUGCCGGGAGUGGGGAUGCUCACUUUCCUCCUGGCAGGCUGUGCCAGACACCUGCCAGUCACCUCGGAGUGUUUUCCCAUCACGUGUCCCUGCCUUGUUGGGUUGUCGAGCCCUCUCGGUCUGUGAAAAGCCCUCCCCGCUUCACCAGUAUCCUCUGGGGCUGCUGUCUCUUUGGCUUUCUGCUCUUCACCCACACUAUUCCUUGGCCACAUCCUAUUCAGACCUCGCUCUCGGCUGGUCCUGUCCCUUCGGAGGCUUCGAGAAGAGCGGACAGCUUCACGUGGAGGUACAGGCAGAGAUUGUCCUUGUUCAAUAGGAUACUGGCUGCGGUGGGAACAAUUUGGGAGCCAUGGGCCGUCGGCUCAUUCGUGGUCUCUCUGGAGCUGCAGUCUUCCUUGUCAGCGUGGCUCUCCUCUCUGUGCGACACCGUGGGGCUCAGGAGACGGCUCGGUACCCAGGGCUCAGGGACGGGAUGUCGGGGAGGCCGGAGCGACGGAGCAAAGCAAGCCCAGAGGAUGGAGGUGGUGGCAGGGGGCAGAAGGACCUGCAGUUCCAUCCUCCAGAGCGAUACAGGACUGAGGGAAGCCUGACUCUUGGGGACAUUUUCAUAGCUGUGAAGACAACCAAGAGAUUUCACCAGAGCAGGAUGGAGCUGCUCCUGGACACGUGGAUAUCCCGGGCCAGAGAGCAGACCUACGUCUUCACCGACGAAGAAGAUGAUGCCCUGAAAAGCAGAAUGGGUGACCACGCAGUCUUCACCAACUGCUCUGCCGAGCACAGCCACCCAGCCCUCUCCUGCAAGAUGGCUGCUGAGUUUGACGCCUUCCUGGCCAGCAGCAGAAGCUGGUUUUGCCAUUUGGAUGACGACAACUACCUGAACCCUCGUGCCCUCCUGAAGCUCUUGUCCUCCUACUCUGCGACGUGGGAUGUUUACCUGGGGAAACCCAGCCUCAACCGACCCAUCCGAGCCUCUGAAACGCUGCCAAACAAUGAGACGAAAUCCGUGCGCUUCUGGUUUGCCACAGGAGGGGCUGGGUUCUGCAUCAGCCGCCAGCUGGCAAGCAAGAUGGUGCCGUGGGCCAGGUGGAUGCCUAUGUCCUCCCCUACCCUUAUCGUAACCCACGCAGCCCUACUCUCUUCCAGUGGCAGGAACUUCCUGAGCACUUCAGAGCUCAUCCGCCUGCCAGAUGACUGCACCGUGGGUUACAUCAUUGAGUGCAAAGUCGGUGGGCAGCUGCUGCCCAACGCGCUCUUCCACUCCCACCUGGAGAACCUGCAGCUCAUCCCCUCCUCUCGGCUCACGCAGCAGGUCACCCUGAGUUAUGGUGUCUUUGAGAACAAGCUCAAUGUUAUUGAACUCAGCGGCCCCUUCUCACCCCAAGAGGAUCCCUCAAGCAGGUUUCGAUCGCUCCACUGCCAUCUCUAUCCUGACACCUCCUGGUGCUUGCACGCUGUUGGCUGGUGAUGCCUGAGCCUCAGCUAGAGUGGCUCCUGGUGACAUCCAUUCACCUUGUGCAUGUAGGGGUGGGACACUGAAGCAACUUGGUGCUUCCAACUUUCCCUUUUCUAUGGCAGUCUUGGGGCUGUGUGAUGGCUUUUUUGGUCCUUGCUGAGUAUCAGUGACACAAGACAAGAGACAAGAUGGAUAACAUGGUCUGGAUACAUGGAUGGGCUUCUCAUCUGUGCUGGGGAUGUGCAAGGGAUGGGAGCAGUAUGCCUUACUGAGCAGAUCAAGGACUGGAUGGUGACUGCUGGGCAUCUAGAGGUGGGGACCUGCUGUUGCUCCUUGCUGUGGGUUCCUCUUGCUGGACUAGAAAGGCCCUGGGUAUGGCUAACCAGUGCCCCACUGAGGAUGGCUGAUGGUGUCUUGUGGCUCCAGCCUCUCUUAGCAGGCCCUCUUCCUCCCUAUCUGCCUGUGCUUUCCCCACCGCCCACUCUUCCCAGCCACAGCCCCUUGGCUGAGUCUCUGCUUAGUCAAGGUCUAUAGAAAUGGAAAAUGUGACCAUUUCUGUGCCGAAUGAGUGCUGGGAAAGCAUAGUCCUUGCCUGGCAGAGGGGAGGUGGGCCGAAAGUACAAAGAAUCAGGAAUCCCCCUGCCUGCUGGGACAAAGAAGAGGGUAUGAAGCAGGGAGCCAGGAGGAGACAGAUUGAGAUGAGGCUGGUUCCUGCCCUGAUCACCGAAGGCUUGAACUUGUAUGGCCCUGCGUUAUUCCUCUCUUUUUACCUACUUGAUAUGGGGUCAGGAUAAUCUCUUGCUCUAAUUACCAACCUGUCGUCUGAGAUUAGACUCCAACUCUUACCUGUGAGAGAGGAGACAUAAAGGAUUAGGACUGGCUGAAAGAGAGGAGAAAAGAAGAGAUGGAGAAGGAGUGCUCAGGAGCGGAUUAGAGGUUACAGCUUUAUAAUCUUCUCUGUCCCCCAACCAAAAAAAAAUUAAGUCAUGAAGGAAUGGAAACAGCAAGGCAAAGAGCUUUUUAUCUCUGUGUUUCUUUCCUCCAGACGCUAAGAGCAGCUUUCCGCCUUCCUGCUGAGCCCAACAGGGGGAAGGAGCAGGCCCAAAUAGGUUACAAGCUUUCUGGCAUGUUUGUGGAGGGUCCUUUUCUCAGUACAAAGCCUGGCAUGAAAGCUGGGCAAUUCUGCUUGCCGGGGAAUGAACUUCAGCACUAUUUUGUCCCUGUGCACACGGUUAAAUGGCUGGGGGAGAGCAUUGCAGGGAAGGCUGGAAGGCAAAAAGGCUGUUUUAAAUGGCAGGUGGUGCCACAAACAGGUAUUUCUCUUUAAAGAGCUUUUCAAAACGCACUGCUGGGAUCUGUGAAAGAUUCCUGUAAUCUCCAGAUGAAAGGACAAAUGCCCUUUCUCCAAAGAGCUGCUUAGCUUUGAUGCUGCUGAUGUGACUAAGCCUGCUGUUGGUGGGCUGGAAGAGCCAAGGGUGACUAUCACUGUGCCUCUACCGUUUUGAAAACUGGCCACCCCGUCACCUCCUCCCCCCUGAGCCCCAAGCACCAGCAUCUCCUACACAGCACACACGAGGUUUAAAGGAAAGGCGUCAGAAAGACCUUCCACCUCUGCAAAGUAGGAUGUGGAAAUAAAUGAGCACUUUAAUUUCUGGAGAAGCAGAAAGCGGGAGCCUGUAGAACUGUUUUCCAGCCUGGUCAUUCUUACCGGCAUUUAACCAGCUUGUGAAGCAGCAGAGAGCCCUGCUUUCUUCUCUUGCACAACAUGCCUUUGAACUGGAAAUUCAUCCAGAGCAGGGACAAGGGCCAGCUGAUGCCAAUGACCGUUCCUUGAGUCGUGCAAAGCGCUUGGCUCACACAGCUACAAGAACACAGGAACAAUGCACAAAGUGGCUCAAAAAGAGACACCCAACUACUGGAAGACAGGUGCAGCAUAAAGAAGUCCUGCCCCACAGGGCAAAUGAUUUGGUUUGAACUUAACCAGAAGACAGAAAAUGCUUCUGUGAGAAGAAAUGGGAGUCUUCAAGACAAAUCUACGCUACCCAGAUAUCAUCUUUUUUUUUCCUCCCAUUCAAACCCUCAGCUGUGUUGUUAAUUGAGUCUUUGAGCUAAAAAGCCAGUCCUAUCUGUAGAUGUCCUGGUGACAAUCAAAGCAAAAUGUGAUUCAUGUGCCCGGAGAAGAAACUGAUAGAACGGUCUCCCUUUGCUGGGGAAAAGCAAGGCAGAGAAACUGGAAGCCCGCUUUGGAUCCUAGCCUCAGCUAGUUUGAUUUGGCCUGGUCCCUUUUGCAUGGCUGAAGAUCAGAUGUUAAAUGGGUUGAGUCCUUGAGUGGCUGCACGGGGACCGGUUUAAGACUGAGCUUCAUUGCUGGAGCAGUUAAUAGCCACUUCUGUGGAAAAUGUCUUGUCUCAUAAGGAAACCGAGAACAGACGAGAAGAUGUCUGGGGCAGGGCAUCUCUUGGGCUGUAGAGAAACGAAUGACAGAAAAGUCCUGUUAUGCCUGUGACGACAAUGCGCUGGAAAGAAAAUAGCUUCUCGGAGUCGACAAAAGAAACCAGGUUUUCUCUAAGAACAGAGAGACAGCUUAAGGGGACAUUCACCACAUGAAAUCUGAUCAACGUUAAAACCUGAGUUAAAAUUAGUUUCAGGAAUGGUUCCUGCCCGUGGGGCUUGCUGUCAGAUGUUGUGGUUUUACAGUCUCAUUUUCCUAGUUUAUUAAAAUGUUUAGCUGCUUCGGAAAAUGAGAAACAAUCUCACGUGAAACUUUUCAGGGGACUGUCUUUUUUUAUUCUCCUUCAUGAUCUUCUGAUGUAACUGUUAAAGUUUUUGGGAAGGUUCCACUGGGUCUAUUAAAUUCUCUUGCUUUUUUUCUUUUUUUUUUAUAUACCCCCCUCCUUCUCUCUCUCACACUCCCUUUUCUCAUUGCAGGAAAAAAACCAACCCUACCCCAAGAAUGAAAAGGGAUGGAGAUGUGGUGGUUUUAUUUUAUUGGGAAAAAUGGGGUCAAAGUCAAAGGUGUUGGCAUGACCCUGCUGUUGUACAACAUUAAGUGUAGUUCAAGGUUUCAAGUACAGAGACCUCCGCCUGCCCAACACCAUAGCAACCAACACUAUUAAUGAUGUUUAAGCUGUAUACUGAAGAUUCAGAAAAAGGAGAAGGAGGGGAAAAAAAGCAGUUACAGUAUUUGAAAUGUAAAAUAUUAAGUGAGGCUUUCAUGUUAACAAUAUCCUUUCUUCGCUUUCCCCUUAGCUGUGAAGAAUUUUUAUAAGGAAACCCCUAUUUGACAGUGCAAAAAAAAUGCUAAUAACUAUCCUUUCUUUAGGGGGAAAAAGAGAAGUUAGUUGAAAUAGGUGGGAAACUGCAGUUGUUGCUAAAGCCUUGAAGGGGAGAGAGAAGAAUAGCAAUGCUAUACAAUGCUUCUGUCGCUGGUGCCAACUCCUCUUAACAACUCUGCUGCCGAAGAAAAACAGAUUUCUAAGCCACUGUGGGAUUUACCCAACUUGUACCCAGAUUGCAGCCUUCAGCUCUCUCCCCAGGCCUCUUGCUAAAGAUGCAGCCUUCAAAAGAUGAGUGGUUUAUUAAACAGAAACCAAAAGGUGAGAAAUAGGAACAAGAAGAAAGGAGACUGGAUGGAAAGAAACCAUGAAGUGGGACCUUGGAGGAAAGCUAUCCAUUGAAAGGCCUCUUUGGGAGCUUCCCAGCAAUAGUGGGAAAAGGGGUUGUUGCCUGGACACCCAGCUCUGGACAUUUUUGUGGUCAGGACAAUUGUAGCCCACCAGUGCCAGAGGGGAUGCCAGCCUGUGAGUCAGAGUUCACCUUGGAAGAGGUGAGAUCAGCUGUGUUGGCCCUAAACCUCUUCUUUCUUUUUCUUUCUUUCCUUUUUUUUUUUUUUAAUAACACUCCAGAGAAGUUGAUGUAUUUUAAUCUGAUAGGUAUACUCAAUUCCUUACAGAACAUUUGGCCUCUUAAUUUCGAGGCUUCAUCUGCCCUUGUUUACAAUACAGGCUCUUCAGACAGUCCAGGGGUGUGAUCAGCAGCUCUUUUCCUUCAUGUAUUUGAUUUCUUUUGCCUUCAAUCCCUGAAAAAGCCUUCAAGACAGCUGGCUUGCCCUUUUGCACCACUGGCCACCAGGGCUCUACACACCUGAGCACACUUCUGGGGUUGAUUCAAAGGUGAAGGAGGGUGACCGAACCCUCCAUUCGGUAACUGCAUGGGCACAGAGAGGCAUGGACCAUCCUUAUGUUCUUCCUCGAGGCACCUGCUAGCUGCUGGUGCCAGAGAUGGGAUCUCAUACUAACUGGGACUUUCUUCUGUCCCAAAUACCGCUGGGCUUAUGGCUCCACUGAAGAGGACACAUUACCAGAGGCAUAAGCAAGGCCAGGAAGAAGAGCAGCAUCACAAACGUGCAAAUAACUGUGCCUGUUCUUACCAGCUGAUGCAGGAUUUUUUCCUCUAGACUUUCUGCCCACUUUCCUGGGAGGUUAAAGGAGUGAAGGGAUGAGGUGUUGUUACUCAGCUGGCAUUGCCUCUUUUAAGGCUUUGACAGUCUGAGAUUUUUGUUGCUCCCUGUUUGAUCCAGCUUGGACUCCAAGAAAGCUGGGAACUCAUCUCUCUCCCUCUUUGAACUGUAUGUGAUUAAUUACAGACCUCAAGAAUGGGCUCCUGGCCUAUCUCUCAUGUUUAAAUUGCCUUCCAGGAUUUUGCAAGGCUAAGGAGCCUCUUCAGAUAUUACAUCUGACUGUGCCUCGGUCAAGUCUCCCUUGGUUUUGCUGGGAGCUGCAUCUGAUUCAUGGUGAACUUUGAGAACAAAUUAAAUAGAGUGCUUUGUACAUGGAUUUGCUGGCCCUGACCCUUCUGCUUGAGAAGAAGACGGUGUUGAUUUUAGCAACAUAAGAAGUGUAACUAAGCAGGGCAAUUGGAUGGGGAGAGAUGCAGCUAUUCUAAACUCCUGCUUUCCCCAGCCCACCCUUAGAAGUGGGGCACGGAGAGAAUCUGCAGCUGGUGCCUUUGGCCACAGUGUAUCAGGUGGAGGAUAUGCCAUGAAAUAUCCAGCAUUUGCACUGGCAGAGAAUCCAGCAGCCCCUGUUGUGAGCCAAGGCCAGCUUGCACUUGGUGCUAGACAGAGAGACAAAUGGUGCC
Chroicocephalus ridibundus (black-headed gull) is the source of this 6853-nucleotide messenger RNA. It is a transcript of the gene MFNG, whose product is annotated as MFNG O-fucosylpeptide 3-beta-N-acetylglucosaminyltransferase. NCBI's taxonomy places the organism in Eukaryota, Metazoa, Chordata, Aves, Charadriiformes, Laridae. Gene Ontology annotation, molecular function: O-fucosylpeptide 3-beta-N-acetylglucosaminyltransferase activity. Gene Ontology annotation, biological process: regulation of Notch signaling pathway. The coding region runs from base 611 to 1726 and encodes 371 amino acids. Gene Ontology annotation, cellular component: membrane. The transcript has 8 exons. The record is from RefSeq and is a predicted model, not a curated record.